Messenger RNA from Corythoichthys intestinalis (scribbled pipefish), 7939 nucleotides. It is a transcript of the gene nyap2b, whose product is annotated as neuronal tyrosine-phosphorylated phosphoinositide-3-kinase adaptor 2b. Gene Ontology annotation, biological process: neuron projection morphogenesis; phosphatidylinositol 3-kinase/protein kinase B signal transduction. The transcript has 7 exons. Lineage: Eukaryota; Metazoa; Chordata; Actinopteri; Syngnathiformes; Syngnathidae. The coding region runs from base 922 to 4170 and encodes 1082 amino acids. The record is from RefSeq and is a predicted model, not a curated record.
UCCAUGGUGCUGAAGGCAGAAAAAUACAUUUGAGCUCCAGUUACAGUGCGAGCAAAAAGGACAAGGCACUCAAGAGGGGAAACAUAAAACCCGAAAAAACAAACUCGUAUGAGUGUGCGUAAUGAGGAGCUGAAGGCACUCAGCGAGGGGUGAUGGCUUUGAGAAGCGGGAAGAGGGAGGAGAGGUCGAGAGGAUGACGCUGUAGCGAAAGGUGGCUACAGUAAGCGGUGGGCGUGUUCUUGUUUUGAUCUAUCACACGAAAGCCUGCUGUCAUCUGUUCCGGCACUGACUUGACGGUCCAGACUUGUGAGAACCAGCUGGAACAGUGUACCUGCAAGCCUCUGCCGCGCUCUGGAUGAGGAUUUUUUUUCACCAUGUGGUCCACCGCGGGAGAUUUUGUGCAUUUUUGCAUUGGACGAAAGGAAUAAAUUUUAGAGUCAUAUUCAAAAGACUGAGUGCCCAGGGUGGUUUGCAAGCGGCGUUUGAGGUGAGAGCGCGUGUUUGUGUCAUGCCCGUGGCGGUGUUGGCGGCGGCGGGUGCGGUCUGCGGCUCCACUGCGUCUUCCUAGCGUGUGCUGAUGCUCCGACUGGCAAAGCUGGCACCUGGAUAGGAGUUUGGCACCAUCGGGACCCGAGGGGUCAGAUCUCCCCCUUUCCGCCUGAGGGGAGGGAGCACUGGGCCUUGCACCUAAUGGCCCAAUUCCACGUGUGCACCUGCCUCACCUUGAGUCGCAAGGAGUCCUUCUAGCAAGCCGACAAAUUGGACCGUACAAUGGAUGGACGUUUCUGUGGAUUUAACGGGAAUAGUGCACUGGUGCUCCUGCAAAGGUCAGAGUGUGAACCGGACUGGCCAGGUGAAGACAGAAGAUACAUUGGUAAACAAACCAUCGGGCACACCAGCCCAAUCUGAAUUAUUUGAAGAAUGAUGAGCUCCAAGGAGGAGGAAACUAUCCGCUUCUUCCAGUAUGUCGAGGAGAAUGGACUGAAAGCCUACAACGGCCUGCUGGCUCAGAACCUGGACCACGCCAGGAAUGAGAAGAAUAGGAUAUACUUGCAGGAGAAAAACGACAAGAAAAGAAAACAAGAAGAAGCCAUAAGAAGGACAGGGGAGGACAUAGCAACAGAAGGGAAGCACUUGCGUAUGGGCUCCAUCACCAUGCCAGACCCGCAGGAACGUAUGCCCAUGCCCCAUCCUCACGCUCUGGCCUGUGGGCAAGGCUUCUCUGUGCGAUCCCAGUCCCUCCAUUCGGUGGGCGGCAACUCUGGGGGCGGUGACGAAGAGGUGGGAAGCCCUACCUCCAGGAAGCAGCCCCCACCCAAACCCAGGAGGGACCCAGCAACCAAGCUGAGCAUGUCGUCCGAGGCAGUGGACCACAGUCCCGUUUCUGCCUGCCGUGGGGAAAGAUGUGACGCUCAAGGAUGUGGUGAGGAUUGCCGGAGGGUGCCACCACCUAAACCCAAGAGGAACCCAAACACACAACUGAGUGUUUCCUUCGACGAGUCCUACAUAAAAACCCACGGUGGCGGCGGAAUGUGCACUGCCAAAGGACUCCACCGAACUGGCUCCCCGUGCGAGCGAAACACUUCCCCACCACAGAGCGACGAGAGCCCUACAGACGACUGUGAGGAUGAGCCUGUCUACAUCGAGAUGGGCGGGAUAGAUGUUGGGGCGCGAGAGCUCCUGAAAAGUGAGGACGAGGAGCCCGGAGAGUCCGUGUAUGAAGAGAUGAAGUACCCUAUGCUGGAUGAUAUGGAGUACCGUACUGACCCAGUGGGGUGUCGUUCAGCAUGUCCUACCCCUGCACCUUAUGACCCAGAACCUCUCAGCCGAUGCUCUACCCCGAGAAACAUUCCUUUCUGUGACAUUCCUGCACCGUUUCCCAAUUUACUGACCCAUAGGCCCCCACUGCUGGUUUUCCCCCCAGCACCGGCCCAAUGCUCGCCAAAUUCAGACGAGUCUCCCCUCACGCCACUCGAUGUUACCAAAUUGCCAAUGCUGGAGAACCAAUCUUACAGCAAAUCCCCGACCUCCUCUACCGAGCCACCAUCCUCCGCACACAUCCGUAGAGAGCUUACGGCUACCCCGACCCUUACCGUCUCUGGGCGCUCUUCUGCACCUCCCCUGCCCUGUACUCUCUACAAAUCUUCCACCUCAUCCUCCUAUCAGCGCAGCCACUCGGCGUGCCCAUCGCCAGUUAGCAUGGGCCGCUGCCUCACUCCGUUGAGCCUAAUGCGAACGCCGCCUUUCGACGCUCCAGUGCCAUUUCCAGGGGGUCUGCCAAGGAGUGCCUCAGCCACCCCUCACGGAAAAGGGUCACCGCCCCAAGAUGCCGUAGGACGACUCCAUGGAUCAAUGCAGAAUGUGUCAACAGGGCGUUCACGGACACCUACAAGCCCGCUGGAUGAACUGACCAACUUGUUUACCACUGGAAGGAACAUGCUUAAGAAAAAUGCCAGCGGGAGAAAAUCCAAAGAGCCUGGAGAGACGGAGUCCAAAAGUAAGUCCCACGGGGAGUCCAAGCGUGAAGGGAAGGAGCGCCACAGUCACAGCAAGGAGUCCAAGCGAGACUCGAAGGAGCGCCACAGCAAAGAGUCCUCUCAUCGCAGAGACAGGGACAAAGACAGAGAAAAGGACAGAGACAAAGACAGGGAUAGAUCCGGCAAUGUGGACUCACUGUCUCACAGGCGCAACAGCAAAGAACGAAGCAGCAUGGAUGUCCCGCCUGUUCGCAGGGACAGCAGAGACCAAGGGUACAGUAGUGUGGAGCCCAUUCCGGUUAGAUGGGAUUCUAAAGACCGGAGCUGCAGUUCCGUGGAACCCAUCCCAUUAAUAAGAAGGGACUCAAAAGAUAAAGGGGUAAGCAAUGGAGACCUGAUGCUGAGACAAGAUAGCAAAGACAAGGGUGUGGGACAUGGAAUGGAGUCUUUGCUUAAACAGGAAAACAAAGACAGGGAAAGACUCCUUGAUCAAACACCGGAGUUGUUACCGAGACAGGACAGCAAAGAGGGUGCUAGGAACGGUGUAGACAGCAGACAUGAAAGCAGAGAAAGACUGCUAGAUCAGCCACCGGAGCUCUUACCACGACAAGAAAGUAGAGAGCGUGUCAGAAAUGGGGUGGACUCAAAGCACGAAAGCAGAGACAAGCCACCUGAGCUUCUACCACGACAGGAGAGCAAAGACAGAUUUAGAACUGGUUCAGAAUAUAAGCACGAUAGCAAAGACUAUCGUCCUGAUUUGUUACCCAGACAAGACAGCAAAGAGAGGGCGAGAAAUGAAAUGGAGCACAGACAUGAAGGAAGAAUAGACCAGCCACCAGAGAUCCUUCCCAGACAAGAAACAUCCAGGAACAGUAACAGUAAGGACAGGACUGUAUACAUCUCUGAAUCCAAACAUGAAGGGAGAGAUAGAAACAUUCACAAUGGCGGAGAUCUUCCACCACCUCUCCUACCCAGGCAGGAUAGUAAAGAUCUGAGCAGAACUGGCCUCGAAGUAAGACGAGAUAGCAAAGACAGAAGUCUGAAUGGUUCGGAUCAGCAGUAUUAUGACGGCAAAAUAACAAAGAGCCCGACUGCGAUGGAGUACAGGUAUGACAGCAAAGAAAGGGGAUAUAGAUCAGACGGAACGCCACGACGAGAGAACAGAGCAAAUCACAGCAUGGACUCAUCGAAAGCACAAGAGAGGAAUGGGAGUGCGGUAUCAGGCCAGCAUUCAUCAACCACGACUCCUAAUCACCACAACAGACCAACUGGUAGCCCCCCGAUGACUGCGGGCACUGGAAACGAUUUGAAAGCAGUACCCAAAUAUGCCCGUUCACCUUCCAUGUCUGCUAACCCUUCUCCAAUGGGGACACCACAAAGGAGAGCAGCAGAGGCUCAUCAGAACCAGAUGCCCCAGAUGCCAUGGAUAUGUGGAGACAACACCAUGCUGGAGCAGAUCGAGAGGAAGCGCACACUUUGCAAAGAGAUCCGCUCUAGACAACAUCCUCACCUGCAAAGGUAUCUUGAGAAGCCUCCUCUGGACAGGAAUGAGGACAGGCACCACGAGCGUAGUCAGUGCAAACAAGAGAGUGGGUCGGUCCUCCCGGCUUGUGGGAAGAGCAGUGGAGCCAAAAAGAUCCGUCCCCCUCCGUAUCCGACACAGACCACUGUAUUCUGGGACACUGCCAUCUGACUUGAUACAAACACACCUCUCAUAUUGCCACACAACCCGGAAUGAUUCCCUUCCUCUCCCUUUGGGGACAUCAAGACAACCAAUUAGAGCACCGGGGAAUGAUGCUCACUGAUGUCAAAGGACAAUGGUGUUACCAUAGCAAUAUUUCUGCUUGUUCAGGUUGUCAUGUUUUCUUAUCAUCGCUGGUGAUAUUUGAUAUUUUUCUAUUUCAUGUGGCUGGAUUCUUGUAAUAUAACUAGUAGAGUAGAUAUUUGAUGAAUAGAUAUUUUCUAAAUCAGAUGGGGAUUAAAGAGCAUCUUAAAGUAUGUAUAGUAGAUGUAAAUGCCAUCUAACAUUUGUUAUUUUAAGCUUUUUAUGUUUCAUUAGUUACUUUGAGCUAAAAUAUUCUACAAAUACGUGUCCUAUGGUAGCCUAUGAUUCUUAUGCCCCCAACUUUUUUAUGCUUAAAGAACUCAAAUGAAUGGUCUACUCAGUUUUGUCUGCAUCUAUUUGACAUUUUCACUGUUGUAUUGUAAGUUGAGGAGUUGUGUCAACAUUGGGGAUGGGUUAAACAGAUUGUUAAAUGUAUAACAGAUUGUUGAUUAAUUGUGUCUUGAAGCAUUUAUAGCAAAAUGGAGUGUACUGGGCACUGUUGAUUCAGUCUCAACUGUCUAAAAGGCGUAACAUGGCAGCUAUGGGAAGCUGAGCUACAGCCACACAGACAGCAUUUUUUCCAUCACAGUACAAAACUAUCAGCAAAAUAGUUUAGAACAAUCAAAAAUGUGAUUCUCCCAAGGGCGUAGGUUUGCAUAGGGACGGUAGGGACAUAACACCACCAACUUUUAGGGCUGCUCAAAUUGUCCCCACCAACUUUUAAGCAACCUUAUUUGGAUUAUAUAAUGAGUUCAGUUAUAUAGGUAAUUUAGAUUGUCUUCCCAUAAGUUGUAAGGAUAGAAUUGACCCUACAUUAUGUUCAGACUUACAUUUACCCCCUUUCACUUGCUGAAUGUGCUGGUCCAAUGUUUUCCACUUCAAACGCACGUUUGAUUGGCUGAUGACUAGAACCUCCACAUUCACACAAUCCCAACAGAAAUACAUGUCGACAUGCCGCCUCCUCCGCCCCUUUGAAGAGGAGGGAUAUCAGAAGGUUUUUUUUCGGCCAGCAGCAGCCAUUUUAAGUAAUGUAAAAAGACGUCGAUGUUGUGAAGGUGGGGACCACACCACUAAUUUUGCAACUGAAAGUCCGACCGGCAUCGGAGUUAGCAUAACAUUAAACCGUGUGAACUUGCGAAUCUGUGAAACUCGAGUAGAAAGCUGUUUAGUGACGUGUCUUCCUGUACUUUUUCAACUGUUAACGUUAAUCCAACUGUGUAUUUUGUGCAUUUAUUCCCUAAUUAAAAUGUAUUUUCUAUCUCUAAUCAUUAAAAAAUAUAUAUAUAUUUGCAGCCGAUGCACAUUUUUAACCCCCCCCCCCCCCCCCCCCAAAAAAAACAUGCAUGUUAUUCUGUUAUAGCGUCCCUACCAAUUUUAAGACCAAACCUACGCCCUUGGAUUCUCCCAUCCCAUUAAUUCAAUCAUUGCCAGUUAUUUUCAAAGCAGAAUCUCCCAUAUUGCCAGUUAUUAGAUACUGUAACAUUUUGCCUCUAUAUAUUUUUUUAAGACUUUUGUUCUGUGACAAUAUUAACAGCAAUCAUUUUAAGAAUAUGGGUUAGUUUUACCCAAAAUAGUGGUUUCUUGCCAAAUUAUGGGAAAAUUUACGUUUUUCAUAGAAUUAAUGUACUUACAGAUAUACAAAUCAGAAGCGUGCUCACUCAACGCAUGGCUUGAGUUGAACGUCAGUGGCUUUUAUUCCCCUCACAUGAUGUUUAUCAUUUAAUUCAUGAACUGCAUCAUAUAUUCUCACGGUCAUGAUGCACACUUUCUACUACCAACUACUGAGACACACGGUAUACUCUCCUUAUACCUUACAUACAUACUUUGUUCAAGUGUCAGGUGCCUAAACUUGUUUGACUUCCAAUGUGUUGGCGUUACUAUCCCUUGUAAUCGAUGUGACAAGCUCGUAUCUUUAACUAAAAAAGCUGUGCUGAUUUAAAAGCGAUUUAACAGCUAAAAAUUGGUGGGUUCAUCUUACACUCUUGAAUAAGGAGACAUUGUCAAACUGAUUUGAGUACCUUAGAAAGUCCAUUUAUAGGUAUAAACCUACAAAUAUACUUGUAAUACAUUCCAGUUAAUAAAUAUAAACAUUCUCGGCAGCGAAUAAGUUAAAAAUUUACAACAUUGUUUUAGUCUUUACCAGUCAUUCAAAGAAAUUGAAUCAAAAGCCCAUUCCAAAGGGACAUGCUUCAGAUUUCCAUCCAUGCAUUGCUCCUGCUUUUUCUAGAAUAUUCUACUGUACAGAUACAGCUAGAACAAAAACUGGAAUAAUUCGGUGAUUCGGUUCAUGUGUGUAUUACUGUACGAAGUCACUUAGACUUUUGAAGGAAAAAACUUGGCAGAGAAAGUGUGAUUAUUUCUGUAGCAUUGUACAACACCAAUAUGGGUGUGUUGGAAAGGUAGCAAAUUAGAAUAUACAUUUUUAACAGUAUAAUUUCCCAAACCAGCCAAAGCCCGUUUUAAGCGAGAAACUGUGUGGUUGCACUUUGGGUGGGUUGGCUAUUAGAAAAGGGGUCGGUGGCAAUAGCUGGUCCAUUGAAUGCCAGCACCGUCACUUUGCCAUGCACACUUGCAAGUACUAGAAAACAGUGUAAAUACUUGAUGCCAACAACCAGCCUGUACAAUCAACACCUGAGCUUUUAGAACAUGUCUUGAUUUUACUGCAGAUUAUAAUAGCCAUAUGCACUUGCUUAAGAAAUACAUUUCAAGAUGAUGCUUAUAUACAGUAUAUAUUUUUAAAAACGUGACAACUAGCGAGCUGUGUUAUGUGCGUUUUUUUGGGCAGGGAAGUAAAUGUGUCAUUCAGCAUUGGCUGCGCGGGAAAUGUGGUCAUUGACUGAUUGGUUGUCCCUGAAUAUAUAGCGAUUGGCUGGAAACUUUUACAGAGAUCAUCAAGGACCUAUAUCAUGGCAACAGCUCCGAAAACAUAUUUCAAAGACAGGGGUUGCACAAAGGCCACCGAAACGUGGGGGUUUUGCCAAGAAAACUGCACUGCCCAUCAUCGUUCCAUCACGUUCAAUAAUGAUGGUAAAAAUAUCCCUUCUCCCUCUGCUACCUCCCACUACCUCAAUCUCCUGCUUUCAUCAUCUUAAUUGGUCCCCUUUUGCACAUGAAAAUGCAAUGUCCACAUUGCCAAAUUGUAUGGGUUUUGACAUAUGAGCUACAGUCCUUAGAGUGCAAGUGCAGUAACCCCUCCUGUGGUGUGAAUCAACACCCCCGGGGUCCCUCUGUGUUGUACCGGUCGGUGUGCGUGAGCGCAAGGGAGUGAGCUCUGUGUUUGUGUGUGCCUAGCUACACUGUAUGCAAGUUGAAUCUUAAAAGAAAAAAUAUGAUUGUUUUAAAAUGUUAACUUGACCCCGCGCCCAUAAUAUUGGGUGAGGCGGGGUGAUGUUUGGAAAUGUAAUAACGAUGAUGUACAAUCUUUUUUGUGUGUAUAAACGUGCACUGUGAAAAGGUAGAGAGAGCACCGCACUGUCAGAGUCCUCUGUCUUAUUGCACUGAGUGUUCUUUUGUUUUGCGUAUUUCAAAAUAUUAAAAAAAAGGAAAACAUGUUUGAGGAAAAAAAAGUAAUGUAUUCUGAUUGUCACUUGGGUUUGUUAAGAGAAAUAAAUAAAUAUGAACUUGAAACCUGCCAUGG